AUGAAGUCAUCCAAUUUAUCCCCCGUCAUCUUCAUCCUAACGCUAGCCACAGUCCAACUCGCCAAUGCCCAAAACUCCCCCCAAGACUUCGUCGAAGCCCACAACUCCGCUCGCGCAGAGGUGAACGUUGGCCCCGUGUCAUGGGACACCACGGUCGCCGCCUACGCAGAGAACUACGCGAGUCAAAGGAUCGGCGAUUGCCAGCUCGUGCACUCCGGCGGACAAUACGGCGAGAACAUUUUCUGGGGUUCAACCACCGGCUACUCAGGAGUCGAUGCGGUAAAUUCCUGGGUGUCUGAAAAGACGUACUAUGACUAUGACAGUAAUACUUGUGAGGGUCAUGAAUGUAGGCACUAUACUCAAGUGGUUUGGGCUAAAUCGGUGAAGAUUGGGUGCGCUCGCGUUACGUGCAACAACGGCGGAGUAUUUGUCACCUGCAACUAUGAUCCUCCAGGAAAUUACGCGGGGCAGCGCCCUUACUAA
Molecule: messenger RNA, 483 nt
Organism: Asparagus officinalis (garden asparagus)
Lineage: Eukaryota; Viridiplantae; Streptophyta; Magnoliopsida; Asparagales; Asparagaceae
Product: pathogenesis-related protein PRB1-3-like
Exons: 1
Coding region: 1-483 (160 amino acids)
Cellular component (GO): extracellular region
Source: RefSeq, a predicted model, not a curated record